Ramularia collo-cygni is the source of this 408-nucleotide messenger RNA. RefSeq names its product probable Histone H2A-alpha. Gene Ontology annotation, molecular function: structural constituent of chromatin; DNA binding; protein heterodimerization activity. NCBI's taxonomy places the organism in Eukaryota, Fungi, Ascomycota, Dothideomycetes, Mycosphaerellales, Mycosphaerellaceae. The coding region runs from base 1 to 408 and encodes 135 amino acids. The transcript has 4 exons. The record is from RefSeq and is a predicted model, not a curated record. Gene Ontology annotation, cellular component: nucleosome.
AUGACUGGAGGAAAGUCCGGAGGCAAGGCCAGCGGCGCCAAGUCGGCUGCGCAAUCCCGUUCGUCCAAGGCCGGUCUCGCAUUCCCAGUUGGUCGUGUCCACCGUCUUCUCCGAAAGGGCAACUACGCCCAGCGUGUCGGUGCUGGUGCUCCCGUCUACCUCGCCGCUGUUCUUGAAUACCUGGCAGCUGAGAUCCUCGAGUUGGCCGGCAACGCCGCUCGUGACAACAAGAAGACCCGUAUCAUUCCUCGUCACCUCCAGCUCGCCAUCCGCAACGAUGAGGAGUUGAACAAGCUUCUGGGACACGUCACCAUUGCCCAGGGUGGUGUUCUGCCAAACAUUCACCAGAACCUUCUCCCCAAGAAGACCGCCGGCACCAAGGGUGGCAAGGGUUCUCAAGAGCUUUAG